Molecule: messenger RNA, 1239 nt
Organism: Malania oleifera
Lineage: Eukaryota; Viridiplantae; Streptophyta; Magnoliopsida; Santalales; Ximeniaceae
Product: peroxidase 4-like
Exons: 3
Coding region: 33-1004 (323 amino acids)
Biological process (GO): hydrogen peroxide catabolic process; response to oxidative stress
Molecular function (GO): heme binding; peroxidase activity
Source: RefSeq, a predicted model, not a curated record
UCAAAGACUAAGAAGUCUAACAUUGAUUAAGAAUGGGUAGUGGGAUUUUAGAGUGGGUGGUGGUGUGUAUGGUGGUGGUGAUGCCCACAUGCAGGGCGCAGCUGCGUUCUGAUUUCUAUAACAAAACCUGCUCCGCUGCGCUGCAAACCCUCAGAGAUGAGGUAAGGAAGGCCAUGGACGACGACAAGACCAUUGGAGCUGCGCUUAUCCGCCUUCACUACCUCGACUGCUUCGUCAAUGGUUGUGAUGGGUCAAUUUUGCUGGAUGACACUCCUCAAGUCAAGGGGGAAAAAAAUGCCAUCUACAAUAAAGAUUCGGCUAGGGGUUUUGAAGUGAUAGAUAAUAUAAAAGAUGCCGUUAAUAAAGUAUGUACAAGAAACUCCAUGUCAUGUGCAGAUAUUUUAGCUGUAGCAGCCCGCGAUGCCAUCCUUAUUUCCGGAGGCCCAUGGUACGACCCGCUGCUGGGUAGAAGAGACACCAAAGUGGUGAGCCUCGCCGCCGCAAACGACCCCAAGAACCUUCCUCCGCCUAACUCCUCCCUCUCUACUCUCAUCUCCGUCUUCCAAAACCACGGCAUGGGCAUAAAGGAACUGGUUCUCCUCUCCGCCGCCCACACCGUCGGCAACGCCCGCUGCGUAAGCUUCCGGCAACGCAUCUACACCGACGCUUUCAUCAACCCUUUUUUCGCCGCGCGGUUACGCGACAAUUGUCCCCAAAGCGGCGGAGACAACAACGUAGAACCGCUCGAUCACCAAACUCCAUACAGCUUCGACAACGUCUACUUCAACAACUUGGAGACCUCCACGGCUCUGCUCCACUCCGACCAGGUGCUGUACAGUGGCGACUUCAGCAAACUCAGCGACCAGCUGGUGAAGAACUACAGCGCCAACCACGAAGCCUUCUUGCGCGACUUCCCGGCGGCCAUGAUCAACAUGGGAAACUUUAAGCCUCUCAUCACUGCGAGCCAAGGAGAGAUCAGAACGAAUUGCAGGAAGAUUAAUUGAUUAACUAAUUAAUUGCUAGUUAAGUGAUUGGCUAGCUUAAUUAAUUGCUUGGUAACCUAAAUAAUCAAUCAAUCUUAAUUAAUCUGCAGCUUAGUUUAUUUUAAUCUUGUUUUUGGAAGUUUUAUAUGCACCACAAGUACUCGAGGAUGGAUGUUAGAACUGGCUGGGUGUGAAAUGGUUCAUUAAUCUUAUGAUGGAUGAACAGUACUUGAAUUCUACAAAUCUUUUAUUUCAU